AUGAUGACGAUGUACUGGGGAUAUUCUGCUUGGGACGCUAAACCUGUCAUGCUCGCACCACUCAGCGCGGCCGAUUCUCUAGGAGAAGGAUUAUCGCCAGAAGAGCAAUAUCUUGCACGUUUGAGCCGUGAAUUCAAGCUGACAAACGAGACGGAGUGGCUGUCAUGGAGAUUUCGGCAUGCCAAAGAUUCUGCGGAGUGGACCGCUGUGAAUAGCGUGCACAACAACUUUGGUUCUCAAGAUGCAAGAGUGGUAUUCACUGAGCAUCCCAAUCCGCUGGAUGUGAGAGUUACCCACAGGAUGGAACUACCGGUUUUGGGAGAUUUAAGCUCGAAAUCUUACGACGCCUCGGAACUGGUGUUUGGAAUAACGACGACAUAUGACAAGAUUAUGGACCGAGAGGGAGCGCUGUUGAGAAGCUGGACUCGAUGGCUUACAGAUAGCCACAGGAAGAGUAACGGCGCGAGCCUCGUUCUUAUGCUUGACCAAGCUGGCAAGGACGAAGUUGAGGAAACUGAGAAUCUUCUUCGAACAAAUGGAGUCGAUGCUCAGGUCUUUGCUACAGGAGAGCCAAUGUCUCUGACGAGCCGAUAUCACGAGCUUGCCCACCUCCUCAAGUCUUUUGGAGCAAUUCUCUCCAAUAGCGGCGGCGCUAUUAAGCGCUGGUAUGCGCUUGUUGAAGACGAUGUUUUCUUUCCAGACAUUCCAUAUCUGCAGCAUCGUCUGGCCUCGUACAAAACAGAUGAAGAGGUUUAUAUUGGUCUACCAAGCGAGCAGGACGAUUGGGAGCCAACGCGAAGAAAUACUACUACGACGACGUAUGGUGGCGGUGCCGUAUUCCUCACUCGUGCUGCGUUGAAUACGCUGUCGAAACUCUCGUGCUUUGAUAUGCCUGAGCUAAGGGAUCGAUUCCAUGCGAAGCGGUGGGAUGUGCUUUUGAAGACGUGCUUUGCUUGGAAUAGCGAUGCCAGUAUGAGCGUCUUGCCUGGCUUUUACAAUCCAGACAUCAAAGUUAUCAAUGAGGAAGCUGAUGCGUAUGAGACUGGCGUGCGGCCACUGGUUCUUCAUAAUGCGCUGGAUCGGCAUGGAAUGGAUGUGAAUGUGGCGCACUUGGUGACGAAUGCGUGUGAUGCCUGCUUCAUGCAGCGCUAUGUUUUUCACGACAAUUGGGCUCUCACGGUCGGAGUGUCCAUCAGCGAGCAUUUCGAUACGAUACAGCACAGCUCAAAGGCGAUUAUCACAGAUAACAUGACAGCAGCGAACCAAUCGUCGACAUUGCAUGAAGUUGUCAUUGACGAUGCAGGUGUGGAUAGAACAGAGCUGCUGUGGACGGGAAGUAGAAGAGUGUGGAAGUUUGUAGACUCGGUCAUGAGUGAUGAUGGGGCUGUGUGGCAGGCUUAUAUUGACAAGGCUGUUGGCGAGCCUGGGCCUGACAACAUUGACUCUGUGAUUAUACUGGUCUGGGAGAAUAUGAAGCGGUAGAUUAUGGUGACGUUGCUUUUGGUUUCCUUAUUCCUCAAUUAUAGACGGCUAUCUUUUCCUUUUCCUUUACUUCUCUGUCCAUCAUUCGUUCUUGUUGAUGUACGUCUUCUUGUCCAGCUCUCUGGUAAGGCCCUGUCAAUUCUCUGUCCUUCACCAGGUUCUCUUCAAAUCCUCCCAGACUUCCUUCUUCAGCUUAUAGUGCACCUCCGUCUUCUCCUCGUCAAACUCGGACUGUCUCAUAACCCCCUGCCCCUCCAACCCAAACUUUGUAUUGACGAGCUGCAACAUCGACUCGUUCUCCUUCAACGUUGUAAUUGUCACCAAAUCCAGCUGAAGUCCCCCUUCGCUAGCCGGCGCAUAGCCCCAUCCAAUAGCCAUCUUCAUUGCCUCAAGGCCAUAACCCAGGCGCUUAUACUCCGGGUCCAACAUGGCGCCCACAUUGCCAACUCGGAUUCUGCGCCCAUCCCGCUUGCGGCUCUUGAUCGACCCAAAGCCUCCCAGCCCGAUAAUCGUCUCCUCAUCGCUGCCGUCUUCACCCUUGAGGACCACCAUCAUGUUGACGCGGUCCGGGCCCCUGGUGACGCUGCCUUGGGCGUCGACAAAGGUGGGCUCGCUGGCCGACUCGAGCGAGCGGGCAAUGGCGGCCUCUGCCGUCUCCAGCGACAUGUUUUGGCUGUGAGGAUCGAAUUUGUUCGCCGGCGCGGAGAGAAUGGCCACGAAGCGUUCGACGUCGGAGGCCUUGAUGGUGCGGAGGAACAGGUUGGGGAACUUGGGGGAGGGGAUGACGGCGUGGAGGUGGGAUAUUUGGGUUGCCAUGAUGGAAUUGCGGUUGAUAAGGGUAUAUAUAUAACGAUAUCGUGUGGAUGUUUGCAAGGAUAAAAAAUCAAAAAAA
Trichoderma atroviride IMI 206040 is the source of this 2374-nucleotide messenger RNA. RefSeq lists its product as uncharacterized. Lineage: Eukaryota; Fungi; Ascomycota; Sordariomycetes; Hypocreales; Hypocreaceae. The record is from RefSeq and is a predicted model, not a curated record.